AUGGCUGCUGAGGUUGCAGGACUGCUGCUCACUGACCCUAGCCGCUUUGCUGCGGAAGCUGCAGAUUCGAUGGCCUCUGGCAGCAGAGGUGACCUUGCGAGUUUAUGGGCCACGCGUGCUGACAUCCUCAUGGGCCUUGGUGGCCUCAAACGGGCCAACACCGAGCUGCAGGCGGCGGCUCAGCUGGCGCCCGAGGAUCAGCGAGUUAACGACCUCCUGGCAGAAUGCAAGAAGCUCCAGCAGUACCAGGAGGAAGGGUUCAUCGAAGAUGCGGUGGCUGCAGCGCAGAGCAAGGUGCCUGUGCACAUCCUGACGGGUUUCUUGGGCUCUGGCAAGACGACCUUGCUGAAUCACAUUCUCCGAGAAUCACAUGCCAAGCGCUAUGCAGUGAUUGAGAAUGAGUUUGGUGAGAUCGGCAUCGAUGACAAGCUCAUUGCCCGCAGGGAAGAUCUGGGUGCUGAGCAGAUCAUUGAGAUGAACAAUGGCUGCAUUUGCUGUACAGUGCGAGGUGAUCUUAUCCAAGGCCUCAGGAGCAUUUUGAAGAAAACUUCCCUGGAAGGCACCAAGCUGGACGGCAUAAUUAUUGAGACGACUGGGUUGGCUGAUCCGGCCCCUGUGGCUCAGACCUUCUUUGCAGACGAUGUGAUCCAAUCGAAGAUGAUGCUGGACGGCAUCAUCACAUUGAUCGAUGCGAAGCACGCUUUGCAACACCUGCGAGAGGAGAAGCCCGAGGGUGUGGAGAACGAGGCCGUGGAGCAGGUUGCCUUUGCAGACCGGAUCGUCGUUAACAAGACGGACCUUGUGAGAAACGACGAGUUGAAAUUGCUGACCGAGGAGAUCCGCGGCAUCAACCGCUUGGCCCCUAUCAUCUACACACAGAACUCCAAAGUGGUUCUGGGCGAGAUUAUUGGCAUCAGAGGCUUCUCUCUGGACCGUGUCCUUGAGGCAGAUUCGGAGUUCCUGAAGGAUGAGCAAGACCACGAGCAUGAUCAAACAGUGACCUCAGUUGGCAUUGAGUGCGCCGGCGAGUGCGGCCAAGCCAGGCUCAAUGCGUGGAUCGCAAAGCUGUUGACGGAGCGUGGGACGGACAUCUUUCGCACGAAGGGAGUCCUUGCAGUCAAGGGCAGUGACCACAAGUUCGUCUUCCAAGGCAUCCACAUGAUUUUCGGCGGCCAGCUCCAGGACCCCUGGCCUCCCGGGGAGCGUUUGAAUCGGCUGGUCUUUAUCGGCCGCAAUCUGGACAGAGCUGAGCUCGAGAGCGGAUUCAAAUCCACUCUAGCUUAG
Molecule: messenger RNA, 1284 nt
Organism: Symbiodinium pilosum
Lineage: Eukaryota; Dinophyceae; Suessiales; Symbiodiniaceae
Source: the annotation of a GenBank genome assembly